Volvox carteri f. nagariensis is the source of this 537-nucleotide messenger RNA. RefSeq lists its product as uncharacterized. NCBI's taxonomy places the organism in Eukaryota, Viridiplantae, Chlorophyta, Chlorophyceae, Chlamydomonadales, Volvocaceae. The record is from RefSeq and is a predicted model, not a curated record. The transcript has 3 exons. The coding region runs from base 1 to 537 and encodes 178 amino acids.
AUGGUUACAUCAGCCACGGACCGUCGUCGGCUGGAUGCAACAGCUUCCUACGUCAAGUGGAUCGAUCGAACCAUGCAGUCAGGCAAGUUUAACCAGAUUAAGGCUAUUUGUGGAUUGCUCAAUCAUGAUGUAAUCGCCCUUACAGAGACGAAGGCGCUCGUUAAUCACACUCGCGCCAAGGAGCAACUAGUAUUACAGGGCUAUAGCCACCUUGCAUGCACUAGAACACCGUGCACAGGCUCUCGAAGGUCCGGCGGGGUAUCUGUGUUUGUGCGUGAUGAGCUGGCCCCCUGUGUGAGAGGAGUGGGCUUGACGAAUGCACCUGUUGGGGUGGAAAUCGUCUGGUUGCGAUUCCAUAGCGUUCUCCCUGGAGGGCGGGCGCUCCUACUUGGGACUGGUUACUGCUCGCCCCAGGGGUCCAGCGUUUAUAGCAGCACGGAUGGUAGUGGCCUGGUGUAUAGCGAGGCCCCCGACACUGCAGCCACAGCUGUUUUCGGAAGCAUUACUGGCGAGCUAGAUAGCAGGGUUCGACACUGA